AAAUUAAAUAAUUGAAUUUCAUUUACUCAACUUUUUCACUUUCAAUUAUUUAAUAUGUAGAUUAUACUAUUUCGAGAUGCAAAAAGAGGAUUCGGUGAUCGAGCAGCGAUUGCUUCGAGGUCAGAAAUGGUUCCCGCUGAAUGGUGGUUCAUGUAUGGAAAUCACACUCCUACAUUAAGAAGGUUGGCCAUCAAGGCUUUAUCGCAAACUGCAUCAUCUUCAGCUUGUGAGAGAAAUUGGAGCACGUUUGCCUUAAUUCAUACAAAACAAAGAAAUCGGCUUGCUUACCCGAUGCUCCAACAAUUAGUUUUCUAUUAUUAUAACAUGAAACUAAAGAUACGUGACAUGGAAGCAGAACAUGACAAAGUUGCAGAGAAAGAUUACCUCGAUUUACUUGACAUUGCAACUGAGGUUGGUGAAGAAGAAGAUAACCAAUUGUUUCAAUGGGUUAGACCUCUUCAUUUAGAUGAUGAAGAUGGAAAUCCCGACCCACGAAUUGCCGCACAUGUCCGAGAAGCAGGUGUUGAUGUUGAUUGAGUGUUAUCCGAAGAAGUUCAUACUGAUAGUUUCAGCCAAGACACGAGAUAUUCAUUUUGACAAGGAAUUUCUCAGCCGGCAGUCACUUCUCGACCUUCUUUUGACUCCACGAGUGUUGAACAUAGUAGUAGACCUAGUGCUACUGGUACUUUCGCCUCCGCUUCCGGUUAUGAUGGUUCAAGAGAAGAGGGGACCAAUGAUGGUAGCGACCUUGGAAAUGAUGAAGGGGAUGUUAGACAACAACAACAAAGUGGACAACCAUUGGCAUUUACUUGUGAAGAUGAUUUCACACAUUGUACUCAAGAUGAAGACCACGGCUCUAGAAGAGCCGGUCCAGGUGUUGGAGCCAUUGGAAAGCCAUAUAGAGGAAGACAACGAAGGAUGAUGUUGUACAACGAGGACUCAUUGUCGGCCAGUUUUGAGUCGAUGAGUGUAGAGACUCAAUUCAGUGAUUCAUCAAACGAAGCCAACAUUUAUGCCCCUUAUGCAAUGAGUUAUGGUCAGCCUCCUCAAAAUCUUUCAAGUUCCACUGAUGAAGAGUAUGAAAGGUAUAACUAUCCUUCUUCCACACAAAUGCCAUACUACCUUCCACAUCAGUUGCAACAACAAGGAUUUCAAACGAGCACAUGGGAAAACCUUGGAUUUCCUAUCCAUGGACAAGUUGUUGGUAGACUCAAGAAAUUUAUGCAUGGCAUGUUCGUACAUACAAUCAAUACUAUCGAAACUCCAUGUCCUGGUAUGAAUAUUGUCUUCAACAAGAUGGGCUCCCUUCAUCUAACAAUAACAAUAUGAUGGAACCACAUCGAUCUUCAUUUUGGUAUUAAGGACCAUUGCAAUGUCAUAUGUAUUAUGUUUAUGUGUAAAUUGUUUUCAUUUAAUAAAAUCAAAUAUUUCUUAACUCAAUUCUAACUUUCUAAGUGUACAAUUCCAAAUUUCAUAUUUUCUAUUCUUAAAAUCCAAGUAUCGUAAACUAUU
Molecule: messenger RNA, 1512 nt
Organism: Vitis vinifera (wine grape)
Lineage: Eukaryota; Viridiplantae; Streptophyta; Magnoliopsida; Vitales; Vitaceae
Exons: 2
Coding region: 127-537 (136 amino acids)
Molecular function (GO): protein dimerization activity
Source: RefSeq, a predicted model, not a curated record